UCGGACAUAGCCCCGCAGGACCACAACAAACCUGACGGUGCCUUCAGGAACCAUCCGACGUGAUGAUUAAUUCUUCAGGAGGGAGAGUCAUCACGGCACUGCUCCACCGACCUGGGCUUUAUGGCACAGUGAACAGACGGAAGCCUCCCCUCGGUGAAAGAUGGGAAAGAAAAAAACAACGAAAGGAUUCUCAGGCCGUGAGAAACAACGUUUUCUGAUGAAAAAAGAUUGGGCUGUGUGGCCCAAACCCUAAGCAUCAUGUCUGGCGGAAACUGGACAUGAUGCUUAGAAAUGUCUGUCCUUCUGGAGGUUUCUCCCAUCUCCCCACAGGAUGUCUGGAAUUCAGCUAGAAUCACCGAAAUGACCAAGGCCAUCUCCCCUGAUUGCUCAGUUUGGUUGGGUGGCCAGCUCAACAAAGAGUCGUGGUUGUUCCAAACUCCUUCCACUCAAGAAUAAUGAAGGCCGCUACGGUCUUGGAAACCCUGAAAGCAGCUGAAAUUUUUUGUUGCCUUCCCCAGAUGUGUGCCUCCACAUAAUCCUCUGCUGGCAGUCCCUUCGACCUCAUGGCACCUGAGCUAAGAGUCUUUAAAGCAUUUAAGACAUCGGUUUUAGAGCUGAUGUGUAUUGACACAUUAUUGACAUUUUUUUUAUCACCAUUUGAAGUUGAUAGAGAAGUGGCACGUGUUGUGAUACUUCAUCAAUCCGGGGAUAUUUAUGGCAAAACCAGACCACAAGACCACACGGUGGAGAAUCUGACCUUCUCCAAUGACCACCAGCAUCAUUUCCUUAUCUGUCAUCAUGUCACCGCGGAAAAGACCCCUGGUUCCUGUGAGCAGUCGACGGAAGGCAGCAGACGACUACUUCCCUUUCAACCUCCUGCCAGUGGAGUGUCAGCUGCACGUCUUGUCUUUUCUGAAUGAGGUGGAUAAGUGUAGCUGCGCUCUGGUUUGCCUGAGCUGGAGCUGUCUCAUCCGCUCAUGGAAGCUGUGGCGAGUGGCUGACUAUUCCCGUCGUGGUGUCUUCCAUUUGGGUCAGGAGGGGCUGCUUGUUUCCAACCGUGAGUUUGAGAGGUGGAAAUCCUGGGUCCACCAUUACACCCACCACCUCAUUUCCCGCCGGGCAAGCCUGCUAACACUGAAGGCCAGCUUCGACCUGGGGGAUCGUUGCAACAAGUGGGGCGAGCUGCUGAGCCACCUGCUAAAUAAUGUUCACUGCAGAGACCUCAGCCACCUGGACCUCAACUGGACCUUUACUCUUCUUGAGCCGCUGGACCUUAGGGUCCACUCCAGCUCCAGUUCACACCAGGACAGCAUUACCAAAAUGGACCAGGUGACGAGUUUCCAGGAGCUGCUGACCAAACUCACCCACAGCUGCCCACGCAUCUCUAAGAUGCGGCUACACUUCGACUGGUCCGAUUUGUCUGUGUCGCUGCUCACCCAGUUCCAGCAGCUCCGAGUCCUUGAGCUCAAAUACUUCUGGGUCUUUAAAGGAGUGACUCCCUCAACACUGCAGACCCUAACCAAAUCUCUGCCUAACCUGAAGUCUCUGACUUUACAUAUCCUGGUGCCACUGAGGAAUCUGGGCAUCUCAUACACCCUGGAGUCUCAGUCUCUGGAAUUCCUGGACGUGUCGCCCAGUCGAGGUCUAGUCUUCUCUUGUCUGAAGCUACCUGCCCUGCGGGAGCUUCGAGCCAAAAAGAUUGUCCGCGGUAUCACACUGGACCGGAGAACCAGGCUGAGGAUUCAGCACCGGUGGCCCUGCCUGUACCACGUCCUCCGGGAGGGGACACCAAAGCUUCAGGCUCUAAACAAUGAGAGGCUCCUUCCCACAUGGAGAGAGGAGAGCUAUGGGGAGCUGUCUGCUAUCCUGGAACAGUCCUGUUACUGUGUACAGCAUCUAGACAGCUGGCUUUGGUAAUCAACUGAACAACAGUAAAUGAAGUACAUCUACAGCUGGUCAUCAAUUGGUAGAAUCCAGAAAGUAAUAUAUUGACUUAGAAUACACCAGUUUUAUAUUGAUUUGAACAAACCGAACAUACAUUCAUUGCACAUAGCUGCAGAUAAAACUGAGACUUGAAAUGAAAUCACUGUAAGUUGUUUCCAAAGCAGUAAGCCACUGUUAGUCUGGAAACACUUGUUGACAAGACAGUGAUAAACAGUAUGUCCAUAAUUGUUUGUCCAGUAUCUCCAGAAAGCAAAGGUGCUUCUGCCUCAUGCUGAUCGCAUUGUGCUAGUCUGGAUUCAUUUCCACUAGAGCUCUGUGGUAGUGUGCAUAACCCGUGGAUUAUGAAAAGAGGACUACAUGACAGAGUGUAAUGGCUUUGCCAAGAUGAGGAGAAUUUAGCCUGCUACAGCAUGCUGGAGCCCACUGUUGAGGGAAAGAAACAAAACUAUCCAGAAUAAAGCCAAAAUUUUUGGAGAUAUAAACUUGAAAAAGUCAUUUUAUAUUAGUGUUAAUGUUCUGACAUGUCAAAGUCUAGAAUCAUUUGCUGUGUAAUAAGACAAAAGUGGUAAUUUCAACAAAAUUUCAUAAUAUGAUAUAAACACCACCCUGGUCAAAGUACUAAAAUCUUGAAAUAUCACAACUUUAUACUUGCAAUUUUACAACAUUAUCCUCAACAUUCAGACUUUUUUUCUUCUUCUAAUAUUACGAGUGUAUAUUACAAUAUAAUAUUAGGACUGAAAUUUCUAAAUAUUUAUAAUAUACUUUUUCCUUUAUUCCCAGUAUGAGAUGACAAAGGAUAAAAUGCUCUCAAUUGUCAAUAACUGACAUGUACUGUACUGUACUGUACAGUAAUUGUACUGUUGUUAUUAGUUCAGAAAUUGAUUGAGUUCAGGUGUAUUGACAGUUACUGUUUCUAAUUGAUCAGCAAAGCUGUAAAGAAAGUGAGUCCUCUACUAGAAAAUUAUACAAAUGGCAGACAUGAUCAGUUGUGUUCAUUCAGUAAAUAUUUAAAGUUAAACAUGAACUCACCGUGUGCUAAUAGAACACAUUCAUUGUAUCCUAAAUUUGUGGCAAAUAAAGGCACAGUGCAGGACCAAAAAGCUUCUCAAAAUUGAUGGGUACUGACCCUGGGUCAUUAAGACCAAAUCCUCAUUCUGAAUUUAAAUUACCUAUAAACCCAAGCUAGUUCUGUAUCACCACUGUUGACAUGACUGCUAAAUUCUUGGCACAUUCAGACAGACAGUAUUAAUCUGGUGUAAUUCUAAUCAUAGCCUGUCAAGAAUGCAGCAAAACUAACCCAGGGUUCAUUCAAUGCUGGAGCAGUUUGCACCAGACAUGUUUAUUCUUUAGUGCCCCUUUUUGGUUGUUUUAUUAUUGAUGUGUGAUGUUAGUGGAAUUUUAUUGUGUGUGUUCCUUUUAAAGCACAGUGGGCUAUGGUAUCGGUUUUAUGAGAUUUUAAAACUAACCUGCCUAUCUUGAAAUGAUAGUUGGAAACUUUUUGCACAUUUCCAUUGCUGUAAUGAAGGUUGGUGUUCAAAUCACUGUAGCAAGCAAGUGACCAAAUUCCAGUUUUCAUGAGUGGAUGAAGUUUUUGUUUGUGAUCAUGGAUUCCAUAUAUUUUAUGUGUAUGUAAACUUGUGAAAUUAUAUUUUCAUUAAUUUGUACAAUGAGCCUCAACUGUUUGCUUCUGACAGCAGAGAAAUGGAAUCAGUGCCUUUGCAGUUAUCCUCCUUAUCAGUAGAGGACCUUACUCUCAAAGAUUUGGCAAACAGGAUUUCUCUCCCAAAGGUCUCGCAACAGAAACAUGGUUGUGUUUAUAACUGCACUAGUGUAAUGCUGUGUCUUUAGACCAGUGGAUUCUGAUCAUUUCACUCCAGUACUUGUGCUGCAGAUGUGUGCUUUAGGGUAUUUAUUUUCUUAAGGAUAUAUCAAUGUAUGUGUGAGAUUUUGUUGAUAUGAUGGAACCUUUGAGUGUACAUCUCACAAGAUUCCUAUACAAAUAA
Lates calcarifer (barramundi perch) is the source of this 3947-nucleotide messenger RNA. RefSeq lists its product as uncharacterized. Gene Ontology annotation, biological process: protein polyubiquitination; SCF-dependent proteasomal ubiquitin-dependent protein catabolic process. Gene Ontology annotation, molecular function: protein binding. The transcript is spliced from 3 exons. Lineage: Eukaryota; Metazoa; Chordata; Actinopteri; Centropomidae. The record is from RefSeq and is a predicted model, not a curated record. Gene Ontology annotation, cellular component: SCF ubiquitin ligase complex. Bases 766 to 1917 code for a protein of 383 amino acids.